AUGGAUCAAGCUGCAAUAUACAUCGCGCAGACAGCCAGAUAUCCCCCUCUAUCUCCGGUAGAGGAGAAGAGGCUGAUACGGAGAAUAGACUGGAUUCUUGUUCCAAUGCUCCUCUUAACCGCUACAUUGGGUGCGGUGGAUAAAGUCGCCAUCAGCACUGCUGCUAUCUACGGGCUGAGAGAUGAUCUACAUCUCACUGGCAAUCAAUACUCAUGGGCGGGCUCAAUUCUCUACUUCGGGUGUAUUUUUGGCAUGUGGCCAUCUUCAUAUGCCCUACAACGCAUACCCUCGGCAAAAUAUCUAGCUAGUUGUUCAUUCGGCUGGUCAAUUCUCUCGCUAUUAAUUCCUGCAUGCCGUCACUUCUCUCAUUUGAUGAUUUUGAGGUUUCUAAUGGGCUGUCUAGAAGGCAUAAUAGUCCCGUCUAUAUCUCUUGUUAUCGCAGGUUUCUAUAAAAAGUCUGAGCAGCCACCUCGAAACGCCGUCGCUUUUGCCGCCAUCAGUUCGGUGAUCAAUGGCUUUCUGUCCUGGGCUGUAGGGCAAAUCCCAUCGUCGGCACCACUGGCGAAGUGGCAGUACCUGUUUCUCAUUACCGGAUCUAUUUCGCUUGCAUGGUCAAUAGUGGCCUUUUUGUAUCUUCCGGAUACGCCUAUGAAUGCAUGGUUCUUGAACGACCAAGAGAAGUAUUAUAUCAUCACUCGGCUGGCUGAAAACAAAACGGGAAUCCUGAGUAAGACAUGGAAAAAGUACCAGGCCAUAGAAGCCAUCAUUGAUCCCAAGACAUGGAUUAUCUUCCUCUUCAAUAUUGCCAUCAAUGUACCCAAUGGAGGCCUGAUAACCUUCAAUGGGAUCAUCGUCCAUAACCUCGGAUUCACCGCGGUCCAGACAUCCCUAUUGAACAUGCCGACGGGCAUCAUGUCCACCUUAUCUGCAUUUGUAUUCUCAUGGAUAGCUGCAAAGUGGACGAACCGACGUUGUCUUGUUACAAUGAUUGCGGCGUUUGUCCCGGCUAUUGGUGCCGUACUGGUGUAUGCUUUGCCCAGGACGAAUAUUGGUGGGCAGAUGAUUGGAAUAUACCUGCUGUAUACCUAUUUUGGGCCUUAUGUGUUGGGAGGGAUCUCUCUUGGACAAGCAAACACUGCCGGCCACACAAAGAAGAACGCCCAGUACUCGGUCAUGUAUAUUGGCUAUGCAGUUGGCAACAUAAUCGGACCGCAGACCUUCCGCGCAAACCAAGCGCCCGCAUACACAGGGGGAUUCGUCUCUAUGCUCAUCUGUUACUGCGUCUGUAUCGGCCUCAUGGGUUCUUACUGGAUUCUUGCUGCAGUGCUCAAUGCUCGACGAGAAACCAUUUCGUUGUCCACAUUACCUUCGGCGAUAACCACCCAACCAAUACCUGCAGCGAAUCUGUCGAGUAACAACUAUGUAUCCGAUGUGGACAGUAUAUCUGAAUAUGCAUUUGCAGAUUUGACCGAUUUUGAGCAGUUGGAUUUUCGGUAUACAACCUAG
Molecule: messenger RNA, 1506 nt
Organism: Talaromyces stipitatus ATCC 10500
Lineage: Eukaryota; Fungi; Ascomycota; Eurotiomycetes; Eurotiales; Trichocomaceae
Product: pantothenate transporter, putative
Exons: 10
Coding region: 1-1506 (501 amino acids)
Biological process (GO): transmembrane transport
Cellular component (GO): membrane
Molecular function (GO): transmembrane transporter activity
Source: RefSeq, a predicted model, not a curated record